Messenger RNA from Emericellopsis atlantica, 1923 nucleotides. Its product is annotated as unsaturated glucuronyl hydrolase. Gene Ontology annotation, biological process: polysaccharide catabolic process. The transcript has a single exon. Gene Ontology annotation, molecular function: chondroitin hydrolase activity. The record is from RefSeq and is a predicted model, not a curated record. Lineage: Eukaryota; Fungi; Ascomycota; Sordariomycetes; Hypocreales; Bionectriaceae. Bases 85 to 1662 code for a protein of 525 amino acids.
AAGACAGCAAGGAGCAGCGAUAAUUUCACAAGCUAACAUGAACUGUAUCCCACAGCUCUUCAACUAGCACACUCAUUUCACAAUAUGACCAGUCUAUCGAGCUCUUCGUCCGCUUCCCCAUACCUGGCACCGGAUAAUCCAACACCCAGUCAAACAACACCCGACAGCGAGACAUCAUGGUCAGACAGCCCUCUUCUCAUCGACCGGGAGAGUAGGAACCUCAGUGCCAAGCUCCAGGACCUGCAUUCCUUUCUUCACGAGUUAUUUGACGAGAAUCUCCUAGCCAAGACCUAUCGUGUUGGUGUAGACGGUCUCGACACAGUCCAAUACACAGAUGGCGUGGCCAGGACUCCGCGUGGCUUCCCAGAGAUUGUGCCCCAGUCUGGUCCUCGGGCUGGUCUAUACGACCUUCGCGAGCCCGAGUUCUGGACUUGCGGCUUCUUUCCAGGAACCCUGUACGCUCUGCUCGAGAGGAGCAUCCGGCACCCGCAGGUAUCAAUGUUCCGUGAAGGCCGUUGGACAAGCAGACGCCUUUACCCUCACCUGCGAACCCUUUGCGAGGCGUGGUCCGACCCUCUGCACGCCAUGUCUCUACGGACAGACACACACGACAUUGGCUUCAUCGUGAUGCCCGCAUUGCAAAGGGACUGGGAGCUCACGGGCAACCGACGCAGCCUCGAGUCCAUUGUGCAAGCGGCGCGCAGCCUGGCUAGCCGCUUCGUGUCCACGUCGGGGGCUAUCCGCAGCUGGGAUCUGCUUCUAAAGAAGGAGAUCGCGGUGACCGACAUGGAGGAUAACAACCUCGUCAUCAUCGACAGCCUCUGCAAUCUGGACCUCUUAUACUACGCGGCCGCCCACAGUGGCGAUGUCCGGCUGGCCGAGAUCGCCACGACACACGCAAAGACACUCAUGGACACGCACCUGAGGCCUGAAUCACCCGAGCCGUCUCUGACACGGCGGUACCGGGGCCAGAUGUACUCGACAUGCCAUGUCGGUAACAUCAGCCCCAAGACUGGCGCCCUCAAGUUUCGCUGGACAGCGCAAGGAUACGCCAACGACUCAAUCUGGGCACGUGGACAAGCCUGGGCUAUCCUGGGGUACGCGCAGACCUACAUGUGGACGAGGGAUUCCGAGUUCCUCGACGUGGCCUGCGGAGUUGCCGAAUACUUCCUGUACCGGCUCGAGACGGCGCCGUCGAGCGUCGAGAUGCCUGACCGCCACGGCAGAGGAAAGACAAUGGGCCGUCAUGUCCCGCUGUGGGACUUUGAUGCGCCCGUGAACCCCGAGCGUCCGCUGCGGGACUCGUCAGCGGGCAUCAUCGCAGCCAACGGUAUGCUCAUCCUGUCACAGGCGCUUCGUGGCGUCGGCAGGCAUGGCCUCUCUCGCCACUUUCUGGACGCCUCUCUCUUGAUUGUCCGAGACACGCUCGAUGUCUGUCUGUCCUUGGACACGGCGCGGUUCGCAGACCAGUCUGAACAGGAAGCAGAGGGGCUUGAGGUGGUCGACUCGGUCGAGGGCGCCAGAUUUGAUGGGUUCUUGAGGAAUGGGACGGCGAACAACAAUGAGAAUGCUCGUCGUCGUUACUCGGACCACGGACUAGUCUAUGGGGAUUAUUAUCUCGUCGAGUUUGGCAACCGUUUGUUGAAUAUGGGGUUGGCCUAGUCUGGCUGUUGACAAGAUGAACAUGUCCGCUCUCGAGGCAGACGUGGGAUCUGCGUGUCAAAGAGAUUUGUUUUAUGCUCAGGCAUUUCAAGUGAGCAUAAUAAAAUCACAAGCUUCCGCAUCGUCAGUUAGUCACCAGCAUUGUGGCCGGCAGCUUCUCUCGUCUUCAUGUACCCAAACGAACCAAUGCCAUGAGUAACUAUAAUGACCAGCUCAUAAUUGCCACCACUCGCAACCAAUGCCCCUUGUAAAUGUAUUAGA